Molecule: messenger RNA, 2766 nt
Organism: Solanum lycopersicum (tomato)
Lineage: Eukaryota; Viridiplantae; Streptophyta; Magnoliopsida; Solanales; Solanaceae
Product: phosphate transporter PHO1 homolog 3
Biological process (GO): phosphate ion transport; cellular response to phosphate starvation
Cellular component (GO): trans-Golgi network; cytoplasm; plasma membrane
Molecular function (GO): inositol hexakisphosphate binding
Source: RefSeq, a predicted model, not a curated record
AGUCGUUGAAAUAUUGAUUGAGACAUAGUGAUAUUCUGGGUUUGGUCCUCCAGCCAUUUUUGUUCAUAUUACAACAACAAUACUUUCGAAGUCUUAAAAAAAUGUUUGGACUUUUGUGUGACAUUCUUGGAAGUUGUACUAGAUUUAGCGACCCUUUAACACCUUGAUUGCUGACCAUUUCUCUAAUCACGCACUAGAAGCCAAAACCAACAACAUUCUUAUUUAAAGCUCAAUCUUUCUAUUUGGUAAAACAGAGAAAGUUCACUUUUUUUAUUUCAAGAAAAAAAAAAAGGAGAGCUUUGGGUUAAUCAGUUGUGAUAAAGAUGAAAUUUGGGAAAGAAUUUACUUCCCAAAUGGUCCAUGAAUGGCAAGAAGCUUAUAUGGAUUAUAAUUAUCUCAAGAAUCUUUUGAAAGAUAUCUUGAAUUUCAAGAAGAAAAAUGCAUCAUUAUCAGAAAUAGCAGCCACCCCAGAAGGUUCAUUAAAGAGAAGAAUAUCUAUGUACAGAGCAUUUAGUGGAUUACAAAGUAGAUACACAAGUUUCAAAGGGAAUAAUAAUAGUAAUAACCAUGAAGAUGAAGUUAUUUUAGUGAACACAGUGCAGCAAGAAGGACCCCAUCAAACUAUGUUUCUUAUGUCAUCUGAACAAGGUGGAGAGUAUGAGAUGGUUUUCUUUAAAAGACUUGAUGAUGAGUUCAACAAGGUGGUAACUUUUUACAAGAAAAAAGUAGGGCAAGUGAAGGAUGAAGCUGAUGAGUUGAGUAAACAAAUGGAUGCACUUAUUGCUCUAAGGAUCAUGGUUGAUAAACCUUCAAUUGAUAUGCAUAGUGCACCAGGGAUGGAUCCAGCAUCAGUGGUUCCUCUUCAUUUGACAAGUCAAUUAAGGUCACAUAUGGAAGUAAUUCAAGAAGUUGAGAUGAGUAGUGAAGAAAUUGUGGAAGAUGAAUCAACAUCAGGGAAAAGAGAUACAACAAAGAUGAAUCCUAUGGGUUUUAGACCUGCUCCAGUAGAGAUUCUGGACAAUGUAAAAAUCAAUAUUGAACCUGCAACACCUAUGUCGACUUUGAAAAAUGUGAUCAAGUCUGCGAAAUCUGACCUAUCAUUCAGCAGACAAGAGCUUAGAAAAGCUGAAGAACAAAUAAGAAUGGCUUUUGUUGAGUUUUACCAAAAGCUUCGACUUUUAAAAAACUACAGUUUCUUAAAUGUGUUGGCAUUUUCUAAGAUCAUGAAGAAGUAUGAUAAGAUCGCCUCAAGGAAAGCUUCUAAAUCAUACUUAGAGAUGAUUGAUAAGUCUUAUCUUGGUAGCUCAGAUGAGGUUGCUAAGCUCAUUGAAAGAGUGGAGGUCACAUUCAUAAAGCACUUUGUCAAUGGAAAUCGAAGAAAAGGAAUGAAGUCUUUAAGACCACAAGCUAAAAGGGACACACAUAGAGUAACAUUUUUCAUGGGUAUGUUCUCUGGCUGCUCAAUAGCAUUAGUGGCAGCUAUUGCUGUAGCAAUACAUGCAGGAAACCUUCUAGAGCAUAAGGAUCGUGGACAGUAUAUGGAUAACAUAUUUCCACUCUACAGCCUAUUCGGAUACAUUGUCCUCCAUAUGCUCAUGUAUGCAGGGAAUGUAUACUACUGGAAGCGUUUUCGGGUCAACUAUCCCUUCAUAUUUGGCUUCAAACAGGGAACAGCGUUAGGUUACAGACAAGUUCUCCUCCUUGCUUCUGGUCUUUCACUACUUGCACUGUCUGCUGCACUCUCCCACCUGGAUAUGGAUAUGGAUCCGAAAACACAAAAAUUUGAGACAUUAACUGAGCUGAUCCCACUUGCCCUGGUGAUUGUUCUGCUUCUUAUAAUUUUUUGUCCUUUGAACAUCAUAUAUCGUUCAAGUCGUUUCUUCCUUUUAAGAACUGCCUGGCACUGUCUAUGCGCUCCCCUCUAUAAGGUUACUCUACCAGAUUUCAUCUUGGCAGAUCAACUUACCAGCCAGGUUCAAGCAAUUAGGAGUUUGCAAUUCUAUGUCUGCUACUAUGUGUGGGGCAACUUCAGAACAAGAUCAAAUGAAUGUCUAAAAAGCAAUGUUUACCAGAUCUUAUACAUAGUCGUUGCAAUUAUUCCCUUUUGGUCUCGGUUUAUUCAGUGCCUUCGCCGCCUAUUUGAAGAGAGAGAUUCGAUGCAGGGGCUUAAUAGCCUCAAAUAUUUCUCAACAAUUGUUGCACUUGUGAUGAGGACACUUUAUUCUCAGAAGGGAGGAACGUUUUGGAGAGUAAUGGCAGCAUCAACUUCAGGAGUUACUACAGUUGCAAACACUUAUUGGGAUCUAGUCAUAGAUUGGGGUCUGUUGCAAAGGAAUUCCAAAAACCCCUGGUUGAGAGACAAACUGCUUGUGCCACACAAGAUUGUCUACUUUGUUGCCAUUGUUCUUGACAUUAUUCUGAGACUAGUAUGGAUGCAAUUGGUUCUUGAUAUUAAACAACUCUCGUUUCUGCACGAGAAAGCAUUCCUUGCAGUGGUUGCCUGUUUGGAAAUCCUUCGUCGAGGCAUAUGGAACUUUUUCAGGUUGGAAAAUGAGCACUUGAAUAACGUUGGGAAAUACCGUGCCUUUAAGUCUGUACCUCUGCCUUUUAACUACGAUGAGGACAAGAGUCAUUAACUGAUACCAGCAAAUCAAAAGACUCAAAAUGAUUUUCUGGUUUAUUGUACAAUUCUUUGAUUGUUUAUAAUAUACUUUUCUUUGUGGGGAAAAUAAAGAGAAGAAGAUAUUUUCCAUUGUUGGGCUUGAA